AGACCAGACACUGUGAAACAGAAGAAUGCCUUCCCUCCUAACUUUAUCCACUCUCUGGACUCCACACACAUGAUGCUGACUGCUCUCUACUGCUACAGGUACACUAAGGCCUGACCUAUAACCUCUGACCCACACCACUCUAUAGCGGGGAUGAGGAAGCUGGUGGCGGGCCGCAUCAAUUUCCAAGGAGGUCUCAACUUACUGUUGAGAGUUAGAAAAGUAGAUUAUCCAAUUUCGAAAUGUGUUUGUGCAUCAGCAGUUUUUCUCUUGUUAUGUUAUGACAGUCACUCAAUUAGUUAUCUAAACUUUUAGUAAUCGGGGUCGAAUCCCCCAUUAAUUUUAGAUAUCAUAUUCAAAACUCCAAACAUUUCUCUGCACCCUAUGGCAAAAUGAGUAGAGUUGCAGGAAAUGAGCUGUAAAACUGCACAUCUUUCUCUCAGCUCCAUGGCAAACUGUGUAGAAGUGCAGCAAACUUGCUUCAAAACUGCAACAUUUUCUCUACGCCCUAUGGCAAAAUGUGUAGAAUUGGGGCCCAACAAAAUUUCACUUAGGGCCUCCAAAAGGCUGGGGCCGGCUCUGACUGCAUGUGUGGGUAAGCAGACCAUCGAGCCACUUCCCCUCAUGAUGAGUUCAGAUUUUUUGUGGCCCCCACCACCAUCAAAGUUGCCCAUCCCUGCUCUAGCCUGCUACGGUAAAAGCUCUCAUGACCCCUCUGAACUCUGCAUGGGAUAGCUAUCUGAAUAACCAUCUCUGUUUGAUCCCAUAAACGGUUGUCAUAGUAUGUCACAUUGAUUAAAGUCUUAGUAUGUCUCCCAGGCUGAGUAACCUCAUGUUACGGGGUCCAGUUUCCACCACGUCUAGCCAUGUAUCUCAUGUCUCUCUCUUUCUUCCUCUGUGUGCUUCUCCAGCGCCGGCCUGACAUUCGUCUCCGUCCACGACUGCUUCUGGACCCACGCCCUCACAGUCGACACCAUGAACAAGGUACAUCAUCUUCAUUUUCUUCUAUCACCUUCAUCAUUCCUCCUUUAACCUUAGCACACAUCUCCUUGUGGCUAGGUGUAGUAGUAUACUCUGGUGGCAGGAGUCAAUUACUUUACGCCACUGGCUGCCUGGCCAUUAAUACAUGCCUUUACAGCUAUUGGCAGCAGGCAGCGCCAUAUGUCCCAGAGUUGCAUCCUGUUACAGAGGGCCAUUACGGAGUAUAGAUGGCUGUGUUGGCCUGUCCUUCGUGCGUGACUCCGAGGUGUCAGCAACACUAAAUUGAGACGCUCUGGUUCUGUUAAGAUCCAAAAUGGCCGAAUUACCAUAAUGGGUAAUUCUGUGUGAAUUAUGUUAAGGAAAGAGCGUCCAACUGUUAUUUCUUCAUCCAAUCUCCAAUGAUUAGCAUUGAAGGGGUUAUUUCACAGUAUGGUUAUUUCUUGUCAUGUUUAAAUCUCAAAGUGCUCUUCUCUCAUUACAUAGCCAAUUGAACACAAAGGCAAGGGGCCGCACUCUAAAUAACUUGGUCAGCGCCUCAACAUAUGACACUGGAUUUUAUAUUACCAUAUUUCUAUUCUUCAGGCAUGCAUUAAAUUGGCACCGACCCGGCAGCAUAAAUGAAUGGCCCCAAUCACUCUAGCUAGUCUCCUAUCCCUUUCCUCCUCCAUUUCUACCUCCACCUCCUCUUCUCCUUCUCUCCUCCCCUGUUGUCUGUGUGGUAUCAGGGUCUGUGACCGAUCUCCUCUCCUUCCUCUCGGAGGGAUUGUGACGGUUUCAUCAACCUAGUUUAGAUCUCCCCAUUCACACAAUGGAGACCGACAGGACUGGAGAGGACAAACUGAGCGACCCCAAUGGAGAUCAUAUCAUUAUCAUAACUCACCCUACAGCAGUGUGACUUAGAGUCCUGUGUCAAUGAAGCUGGAGAGUUGAGUAGUGUUGUUGGUUCUGCUUGUAUCAUGAGGACAGAGUGACUGAUUGGGCUCGCUCAGAUUGCCAGAUCUCUCUAGAACUCCCAGUACAGUCAAAUGCCAGUGUUGAAUAGAGUGAUUGCUUGAGUGUUGGGAGUACAGUAGAGUGACUGAGUGUGUUGUGCUGUCUUGGGUUGCCAGGUUUGCCGGGAGCAGUUUGUGGCGCUGCACAGCCAGCCCAUCCUUCAAGAGCUGUCCAACUUCCUACUGAAGAAAUACUGCUCUGGUCUACAGUAA
This is a messenger RNA of Coregonus sp. 'balchen', 2183 nucleotides long. The record is from the annotation of a GenBank genome assembly. NCBI's taxonomy places the organism in Eukaryota, Metazoa, Chordata, Actinopteri, Salmoniformes, Salmonidae.